Monoraphidium neglectum is the source of this 801-nucleotide messenger RNA. RefSeq lists its product as hypothetical. The transcript is spliced from 6 exons. The record is from RefSeq and is a predicted model, not a curated record. Bases 1 to 801 code for a protein of 266 amino acids. NCBI's taxonomy places the organism in Eukaryota, Viridiplantae, Chlorophyta, Chlorophyceae, Sphaeropleales, Selenastraceae.
AUGGCGGAGGCUGACUACGACGAUGAGAUGAGCGCGGCAGAUCUCAAGGCGGCGCUGCUGGACUCCCUGUUUGGCACGGAGCGCGGCCUUGCGGCGCGCAGCGAGGUGCGGGCGGAGAUCAACGAGCUCAUCACCCAGCUGGAGGCCAAGAACCCCACGCCUUCGCCCACCGAGAUAUUGUCUGCCCUCAACGGCGAGUGGAAGCUGGUGUACACCAGUAACAGCGAGCUGCUGGCCAUCCUGGCUCUCAGCAAGCUGCCGUUUGUGACGAUCGGUGACAUCACGCAGCGCGUUGACGUCCUCAACAACACCGUCGAGAACAAGGCCCAGAUCAGCGUGCCGCUGUCACGCACCGCCGUCAGCACGACGGCAAGCUUUGAAGUGCGCAGCCCCAAGCGCCUCGCCAUCCGCUUCGAGCGCGGCGCAAUCGCGACCCCGCAGCUGCUGUCCGACCUCAGCAUCCCCGACUCGAUCAGCGUGCUGGGGCAGAGCGUCGACCUGACCGCGGUGCGCGGCCUGCUGCAGCCCGUGGAGAGCGGCCUGAGCGGGCUCAUCAGCAGCGUCGGCAGCCUGAUCAGCCAGCAGCCAGACCUGUCGUUCCCGCUGCCGGGCGCGGCCGGGGAGCGUGGGGAGACGUGGCUGCUGACGACGUACCUGGACGAUGACACACGCAUCACCAGGGGCGAUGGCGGCUCUGUGUUCAUCCUUGUCAAGGAGGUUUCAAUUGCAACCCCCAGCGAGAUCAUUGAGCCACCAAGCAGCAGUGCGCCGAUUGCGGAGACGCCUGCCGGGUACAUCUAG